CACCGGGGAGGAGGUUGUAGUCGAGGUCUCUGGGAGGCUGUGGAAGUGGCUGUUUCUGUUGAGGUUCCGUUGAGUCUUUGCCUCGAGAUAUCACAGGUGACUCACGUAAAGAGUUACAAGCUAACUUGGCUCAUUACUUACACAGAUCGCUGGUGGUGGCCGCGGCUGGCUGGGCUGGGCCGCGCCUGAUACGUAAAUAACACAUGAGUGAUGGACAAACAAGAUGAGCUCCGUCCCCAUGGCUACCACGGACGCAAAACUUUAGCGAACAGGGAGCCUCGUCGCAGCGCGGAGUAUUCCCUCUCCGACACCCGCGCCCUGUCCUCCUCACACUCCUACGCCACGCCCUUCUCCGGCCCAGCCCAACCUUCCUCCUCCUCCUCCUCCUCCUCCUCCUCCACCUCCUCCUCCUCUGCGUCCUCUCCCUCCUUUGCCUCCAACACACACGUCACGCCCCCUCUCCACUUUAGCCUCAACACCACUUCCUCCUCCUCCUCUUCCUCUUCCUUUCCCUUAACGCCUACCACAUCCACAACCAUUAGCGGCACCACCAUUACCACCAUCUCAGACUCCUCCACUUCUACCUCUCCCUCCUCCUCCUCAUAUUCCCUGUCCUCCUCCUCCUCCUCCUCCUCCUCCUCCUCUUCCUCCUCCUCGUCCUCCUCCUCCUGCAGCAGUCCGCACCAAAGCCAAUCAGCGUUCACAGACAAGUUUUGGUCCUGCAUCCCCCUCCAGCCGUAUGCCCUCAGCCACGCUCCCUCGCUGCACACACGGCCCCCCAAGGCAAGACAUAAUGAGGACCUUUUGCCGAGUCGUGGGAGGACUGAGGCCACGUUUGCAGUGACAGGACUCAAGGGGGCGUGUUCCGAGGGCGAGGUGGUGAUGGGGAAGCAAUGGUCAGUCCCAGCCAAACCAAGGACCAAACGAGGCGCCGGGUGUAGUGGUGGUAGUGGUAGUGGUAGUGGCGGUAGUGGUACUCUGUGUCCCGGGGGAUCUAGUAAAACGCAACAGUCCGGGAGAAACACUGGAUAUCCGUCAUGGUACAAGGUUCUAAAUGCACCAACUGAGACUCAAUUGUACCUCCUGCUAGUGGUGGCGUCCGUGUCCGUGUACGUUAACGGUCUGACGGGAGAGUACGUCCACGAUGACCUCAGCGCCGUACUCGGGAACCCGGACGUGCAGGGGACGCGGCCGAUAUGGCAACUCUUCCUCAACGAUUUCUGGGGCAAGCCGAUGGCCGACCCCGCCUCCCAUAAGUCCUACAGGCCGCUCACCAUCCUCUCCUUCAGGUAUGCCACACGUUCUCUUCAUUAUUGCUAAAGUUGUCCAAUGUUUUCUUCUCCCAGACAACUUGAAUACUAUGAUCUGAGGGAAUAAAAAGGUGUUGGCUUCUUGUUCGCCGACUCACCCAACGUUGGAAUCCAUUUAGUCAAGGGGCAUUUAGCUGUUCAUCCAAGUCUCCUAAUGUCGCUGAUAAAUGAGAUGUAGCAGUUCAGGUGGUGCACUGCUCUUUUAUAUAUCACAGUAGAAAAUGACCAAAAAAAGAGAAGGGGAAAGGAAACAAAGAGAAAGGGGAAGGCAACAAAGGGGAAAACGCUAAAAAUGAAAUAGGUAUACUAGUAGUAGGCAAUACAAAGUUAUGGUUCAUUUAGGCGACCAGUGUCUCGGUUUGUUCCUUGCUGCUUUCUUACUGUCAAGCUUUGGGACAUAGCGACGCUUUCUCUUUUAGUUAUUUUUUCUUCGUUUCGGCAAUUUCUUAUGUUUUGAAGUACAUGUUCCUCUAUUUAAACAAUUUUACAUUUUUAAGGACGAAUCUCUUGAACCAAUCAUUAAAACAUUAUUCAACAACGACAAUAUAGAAGAUAAUCAACGCUUCCACGUAUUAUCUAUUUGCUUUGCUUCUGGCCAUUCGUCAACGUAAUUCUCUCUUCCUGGUAGCGACGGUUCUACUUCUCCUCUUUACUAUUUUCCUUACACUUUAUAUAAAGCAAAGAACCAACAUUUUCGUUUCGGCUCUCGCCUCUGUUCGUUUCCUCGCUUCCUGGUACAGCCGCGGGUCGGUGGCGCCUUCCUGCCCCGCGGCCACCACCUUCACCUCCCGCGGCUGCCCAUCAAAAUUCUCCUCUCGCCGCGUGGCCUAAAAUGUGUUUCAGGACCUUUUUAGAAACCAGCUCGCUCCUUCUCUCCACCACGAUCCUGCAACCUUUCAUACACAAGCCCAACGCCCUCACAAGACGCUUACACCCACUCGUACACCCUCCACGGUACACCCAGGAUAUACAAAAGAGUCCAAUACCCAUUUAUACACCCACCAAAGCAUACCCACCUACCUACCCUCCUCCCGUAUUCUCAAACACUUCGGGGCUUACACACUAACAUCUGAUUGGCUCUGAUUGACUCUCUUUCAUGGUUAGUUUUAUGACCGUUAGAGUAGUUCGAGAAAGCUUCUGUACCAUGAAUUAAAAACAAACUCUCAUGAAUACCCGAUUAAUCUCCCUCUCAGACUUUGGAAUUAGAUGAUGUGAGAUGCGGAAACGUCUAAGAAUACGGUCCCAGGAUCCUACUAUUAAUACACCUUCCAGCAUCCUCAUGACGCCAAUUAAACAAGCCUAACGCAUUCGUACACCUUUCUUUAGCCAGGUAGCUGCGGGGAUCAUGUUUCUUAAGGGCCCCUCUAAGCGAGAAAAAUGAGAAAAAAUCAUCACUCACGCAAACCAUUUCAUAAUAUAUAUCAACGCAUUUGUGAUCAGUUUAUGCAUCAUCUAUUUUGGGGGGGUUUAUAUCAUGGCAAAAAUGUGGCCCGUCGUUGGUAGGUACACGGUAAAGCCACAAAUUUGGCCCGUCGCUGGUACCGGGUUAACACCGCUCCACAACACCAUCACCCACCCUCGGCUUCUACAUAAAAACAUAAGAACAUAAGGCGUCUGCAAGAGGCCGGUAUGUCUAUGCAAGGCAGCUUCUGUGGACCUAACCCCACCUAAGUUAUACACGUUCCUGUAUUCUCAUGACACCCAUUACACAAGCCU
Messenger RNA from Eriocheir sinensis (Chinese mitten crab), 3026 nucleotides. RefSeq lists its product as uncharacterized. Lineage: Eukaryota; Metazoa; Arthropoda; Malacostraca; Decapoda; Varunidae. The record is from RefSeq and is a predicted model, not a curated record. The transcript has 2 exons. Gene Ontology annotation, molecular function: mannosyltransferase activity. Gene Ontology annotation, biological process: protein O-linked glycosylation via mannose. Bases 211 to 1320 code for a protein of 369 amino acids.